AUGGCUUUCAUAACCUGUGCGAGCGGCGCGCUCGCAGCCGGCACCAUUGCGUCUCCGUGGAGCACGGCGGCAGGCGCGCCCGACACGAACGGCUCGGGCGGCGCCGACGCCAAGCACCUGGACGUCGGAGAUGCCAGCGACGAUGAAAAGGACAUGUCAGCGGCUGAUGCGGAGGGGGUGUGGAGUCCAGAUAUCGAGCAGAGUUUCCAAGAAGCUCUCGCAAUAUACCCGCCCUGCGGGAGACGGAAGAUUAUCCUUUCGGAUGAGGGCAAGAUGUACGGAAGAAAUGAACUUAUAGCGAGAUAUAUAAAAUUAAGAACGGGGAAAACGCGCACAAGAAAACAAGUAUCUUCACACAUACAGGUUCUAGCUAGGCGGAAACUUCGAGAAAUACAGGCCAAACUCAAAGUGCAAUUCUGGCAGCCUGGUCUCCAAGCCGGUACGUCACAAGACGUAAAACCGUUCCCUGGUGCGGGUUACAAAGGUGUCCCGGGAGUUGGUGGAGUGGUACCAGGAGGGACAGAUGUUGCCCCCCCUCCACCUUGGGAGGGACGAGCCAUUGCCACGCAUAAACUGCGAUUGGUAGAGUUCUCAGCCUUCGUAGAACACCCGAGAGAUCCUGACACGUAUCCACCAAGCACGUCGCCGGCGCAGCAUCUUUUUGUACAUAUAGGUGGUACUGUUACGUAUGCUGAUCCCUUAUUAGAGUCAGUGGAUGUACAACAAAUAAAUGAUAAAUUCCCCGAAAAGAAAGGAGGUCUAAAGGAGUUAUAUGAGAAGGGUCCUAGAAACGCUUUCUUCCUCGUGAAGUUUUGGGCGGAUCUCAAUACAAACAAUCUAGACGACCCAGCGGCCUUUUACGGCGUCACUAGUGUUUACGAGAGCAACGAGAACAUGACGAUAACGUGCAGUACGAAGGUCUGUUCCUUCGGCAAGCAGGUUGUGGAAAAAGUGGAGACGGAAUACGCCCGCUUCGAGGGCGGCCGCUUCGUUUACCGCAUACACCGUUCGCCCAUGUGCGAGUACAUGGUCAACUUUAUACACAAACUCAAACACUUGCCCGAAAAGUACAUGAUGAAUAGCGUACUGGAGAACUUCACUAUAUUACAGGUAGUGUCAAACAGAGAUACUCAGGAGACAUUAUUGUGCGCGGCAUUUGUGUUUGAAGUGUCGAACAGUGAACACGGCGCACAGCACCAUAUCUACAGGCUGGUUAAAGACUGA
Leptosia nina is the source of this 1224-nucleotide messenger RNA. Lineage: Eukaryota; Metazoa; Arthropoda; Insecta; Lepidoptera; Pieridae. The record is from the annotation of a GenBank genome assembly.